UUGGUCUCCUUUAAUUUUGCUUCUCCUUCGCGUUGACUCGCAAUCGCCUGUCACGGUCGGCGCAUGCGCACUGUAGUCACAAGGAGGUGAGGACCAGCGGAGUAGAGCGUAUCGACGCUGUUCUCGGUAAAACAGAGAUUCGCGUUACUGACCCGAGAUCUCGGACAACGAAUCGCGCGAAUACGGAUGUGAAGACGGUGUAACAUGCCGUGGAGACGGACGCCAACAUUACCGCCUUCUCCCGACCUGUGAAUCCGUAUCUCUGAAGGGGAAGGCAGCUACAGGAAGGGGAAAGAGGGCUCGAUCAUGGGGAACGAGGCGAGCAUGGAGGGUGGCGACGGCGCGCUUGCCGGGGAGCUCACAGGACCAGAGGCGGAGCUCAGCCGCCUGAGCGAGGAGGAGCGGAAGACGCUCAUCAGCACCAUGGCAGAGGCGCAGGCCAGGUAUUCAGAGCAACAGCCAUCUGGAGGAAGAGGUUCUGGGGGCCUCAGUAAGAGUCGAACAGUAGACGCAUUCGGAGAAGGUCCACCUCCCAAGCCAAAGCCAGGCCGCAGUCCUUCCUCCCUCAGCCUUCUUGAGUCCCGCUUUCGGCAAGAACCCAAAGACCCUGAGCAGCCUCGCACCGGCAUGUUUUCCUCGUCCUUUCUGAGUGGGGUUUCUUCAGCUGUCUCCUCUGCCAGCAUCCCCAAAUUCAGCCUUUUUGGUGAUGAUGAGGAGGACACAGCCAAACAAGGACCAAAACCCCCUGGCCCACAGCAGGGUCCAUCCAAAGGACAAGGACAGCCAGGGCAGAGACAAGGAGCUGUACCACAGGGGCCUGGAGGAAAGCCUGCUGGGCCUAGUCCUGGACCUGGGCCUCAACAGCAAGGACCUAAACCUAAAGACUCUGGGCCUCAGCAACAAGGUCCUGCUAAAACAGAUAAAGGAGGAUCAGGCAAACCUAGUGGGCCACAGCAAGGCCCAGCCAAAGCCGCACCUCAGCCUGGUGGGACUGCAAAGCCUGGUGGACUGCUGUGUCCUCUAUGUAAAUCCACUGAGCUGAACUUGCAGGCCAAGAACCAGCCACCCAACUACAGCACCUGCACACAAUGCAAACAACAGGUGUGCAGUCUUUGCGGAUUUAGUCCUCCUGACUCAGAGGGGAAAGAGUGGCUAUGUCUAAACUGCCAAAUGCAACGGGCAAUGGGGGGCAUGGAACCUCCUGGCCCUCCAAUGAUGAAGCAGCCUCCCAAGCAAGGCUCGGCCCCUCCAUCCCCACAAAGGAAGGAACAACCAGCUGGGUUGCCCUCAAAGGAUGAACCCAGGAAGAAGCCUCCAAUGCUGACCAAGCAGCAAAGCAUGUCAGAUAAAGGAAAAGGAGCCACUCCUCCGCCGACUCCCAAACAGACGACUCCUGGUCCAGCGGCACAGCAGAAAACCCCUAAAGGGCUGGAGGAAGCUCAGCCUGGACUAAAACGUGGACAGCAGCCACCUCCACUUCAGAAAGCUGAACAGAGUCCAAUGGGUAGUCCUCAACCCUCUCCUGCAAAAACCACCCAGAAGCAGGAGGGAGGUGGCUUUUUUGGAGGCUUCGGUCUAGGAGGGUUGACAGACAUGACAAAACCCCCUACAGAGUCAGUUACAGGGAAAUUGUUCAGUGGUUUUGGCAGCUCAUCCAAACCACAAGGUGGCACUGCAGCACAGGCGAGUGACUCGGUUACUGGGAAGCUUUUUAGUGGGUUUAGCGGACUGAGUGAAACAUCCAAACCACCCGAGGCCACUUCUCAGGCAACUGAGGGUGUGUCUGGAAAGAUGUUUGGGUUUGGUUCAUCAAUCCUUAGCUCAGCCACCAACCUCAUUACUGGGGAAGAACCAAAGUCUCCUCCAGGAUCACUGCCUGACUCCCCCAUUGACUCUGGAGAAAAAUCUCCUCCAGGCUCUCCUCCAGAUUCUGAAUCCCCCCCAGACACCCCACCAGUCUAUUCCAAAGAGUCUCCUUCUCCCAAACCUGGGUCCACUGAUGGACAGGUCCUAGCAGAUAAACCCAUCUCAUAUUCUGCAAAAACAGAAGAGCCUCAGACCAUAUCCAACUGUCCACUAUGUAAAGUGGAACUGAACAUGGGAUCAGGAGAUGUUCCCAAUUACAGCACCUGUACAGAUUGCCAGAAAACUGUGUGCAGCCUUUGUGGUUUCAACCCCAUGCCGCAUCUCUCAGAUAAAGAGUGGCUAUGCCUGAACUGCCAGACCCAAAGGGCUCUCUCUGGACAACUUGGAGAUUUGCCACCUCCACCUUCUCCUUCAAAGAUGCCAGCUAAAUCCCAGCCUACCCCUCCCUCUUCCCCAGCCAGAGCUGUCUCCUCAACACCUUCACCCCCUGCUCCUACUGUCACUGCUUCCCCAACCAAAGCGCUCAUUCGGACCCCUAGUGUAACUCAGGCUCCAGCUGACAAGUCUGAGCAUGACUCAGUCACAGCUGUUGCUAAGUGUGUAGUAGAGUCAGCUGCAGUGAAACAGGAUGAGGAACUGGCAGUAGUGGAAAGCACACAGGUAGUACCUGAACCAAACAAAGACCAAACACUUGACACUGCAUUUGAAAACACAACAGUGAAAUCCACUCCACCUGAGAAAACCAUAAGAGCUGCUGUCACGCCUGUUGACAUUAUACCAAGGGAUAUAGCAGAUGCUAAGGAGACAGAUGCCAAGCAGUGUGGAAUAGUAGAGCAAACUGAGCCUAAGGCUCAGAACAAAAAGGGAAGGGAAAAAGAUGCUGCUAGGCCUGUGGAAGACAAAGAGCUUCUGAAGGAACCUAAUAAUAAAGACACAGUCAGUCAAGAGUACAGCCCUACUAGUCCUUCAGAUUUGUCCAUGUUAGAGAAUACUGUUCUUCCAAUACUUGAAGCUCAAACAACAUCCUCUAAAGAGCAAUCACAAAGUGAGUUAGUCAGGACUGAGUGCCAACUGGAGAUGUCCCCAGAGGAGUCUCCAGAACUCAACUCAGAGGAAAAUAGGCAAGAAGAAGACAAGAAUGAUGCUGUAGGCCCUAAAAAAGAGAGGAAAAAGCUGCUUGUUCCAACAGAGCUUAAACAAAAUUUUCUGGAGGACAGUAGUGAGAGUGAAUCUUCACCUCUCAUUGAGAGAGCAAAUGAACUAAAUGAAGUAAAAGAUAUAGGAAGGGAUAAUGGAGGGUCAGCAGAGAAAGAGAUUGUGGCAAUAAGUGCUCAUGAGGAUGAAUCACCAUCAGUUGAAGAAGCCCUUACUAAAGGAAAAAUAAAUGAACAAGAAAAUAUACCACUCGAAGAAGAUGUAAAGAAGGACAUUAAGAAGAGUGAGUUAAGCAAGGCAAAGUGUCUUGUCAAAAAAAGUAGUAUUAACCCUGAGGAUGAGGUAGACCAGAAAAGUAUAAUUUCUGUGGCUAAAAUUGAGGAGCUAAGUAAAAGGGAGCAGACCAUUGAAGACAAUGGUGCUGGUAUUCGCCAUUUCAAAACAAUUGAACUCAACACUGGGGCCACUGUUCGUCAGGCUUCAGAUGAUGGUGAACCUGAGAGCCUUACAGAUUCCCCUGAUGACAGGUCUAGAGGGGAAGGCUCCUCAAGCCUACAUGCAUCUAGUUUUACUCCAGGCACAUCUCCAACCUCACUAUCUUCUUUUGAUGAAGACAGUGAUAGCAGCAGCCCAAGCCAUAUUAAGAGCAGUGGUGAGGGCAAACAGCAUAGGAAAGCCAAGCACCGGCAGCCAGGCCAAAUGCUACCCACCAUUGAAGAUUCAUCUGAAGAAGAUGAGCUACGUGAGGAAGAAGAGCUCCUAAAAGAACAGGAGAAACAAAAGAAUUCCAGUAAGAAAUCAAAGAAAGAUAAAGAGGAAAUACGAGCACAGAGACGUCGAGAAAGACCAAAGACUCCACCAAGCAACCUUUCACCAAUUGAAGAUGCUUCUCCAACAGAGGAGCAGCGGCAGGAAGCAGAGAUGGAGGAAUUCCGUAGAUCCUCCUGUUCAGAUUUCUCCCCAAGCAUGGAAUCUGAGCCAGAAGGUUUUGAGAUUCUUCCAGAGAAGAUUGCUGCUGUUCAAAAAGUGUAUCAUCUGCCAACAUCUGUCUCUUUGUAUUCUCCAACAGAUGAACAAUAUGCUAAUAAGCAAUCCAGGGAAACCUCAGAAAAACAACCUUUGCAUGCUUCACAUGAUGCUUAUGAGGAGAUAAUGCUCAGAACAAAGUCUCCAACUAUAGAGGAUAUUCCACCUGGAAAAGAGUCUCUGUAUGGCGGCAUGCUAAUUGAAGAUUAUGCCUAUGAGUCCCUGGUUGAAGACACACAUGUAGAGAAAGAACCAGAUAAGAUUUCUGUACCAGAAAAAGCAAGAAAACUGAGAUCACCAGAUGAAGUUUAUGAGGACAUGAUGCAGAUAAAGCAAGAGAUGUUGCUUAAAGAUCAACUGCUGAAAGAAGAUAGCACAAUGAAAGAAUUCCACACAACAGACACAACUGAAGAUGGCGUCUUGUCUUGUGCCAGAGACACACCUGACACAAGACAAGACACCUUCCCCACAAGCACUUCUGGCCAAUUUGGGAAGGAUGGGAAACGACUGUUAAAUGCAGAGGAAGCUUAUGAGGAACUUAUGAAAAAACAGAGAGCAGUCCUGACACCAGGCACAAGCCCAACACAAACAAUUCCUGAUUUGAGGGACAGAGCACAGGACAUAGAGGUUACUAUUGUUGAAAAAAAAGAUACUUUUCUUCAAAGAAGAAUUCUCCCUAUACCAGAUCUGACAGUGACUCAGUGUUCCUCAGGUGAAGAGGAAUCUGGUGAAGAGAGCACUGUAGAUCAAAAUCAGAAUGGUGAAAUGGUUCCAGUUUUUACAUCAACUUCUACACCUGCUGCAGUGACUGAGUCAACAUCAUUUGCUGUCAAGUCAUCUCAGGAAAGUACAACUGAUCCUUCAGCUUCAAAGCCAGCUUCAGAGCCUGCAAUGGAUUCAGUAUUAUCAAGGGCAGAAUCAUCAUCACAUCCAGUGCCAUCACAGGCUCCCAUGGCUGAACCAACAGACCAGCCUGGUGUUGUUGAUUUGUCAAAAUCUUCAGUUUUGACUCAAGUGGAUGCUUUACCUACUCAGAUUCCUAGUGUAGUUUCUAGACCCUCUGUUCCAGUUACAUCACCUUUACCCACUGUACCACAAUAUGCUCCAACAGUACCUAGUGUAAUAUCAACUGCCCCACCUGUUCCUCCCAAGCCAGCUCUACGUAGAGGUGUGUCUCAGGAAAAAACAGACAUUCCUGCUCCCCCUCCCCUACCGCCACCUACCCUACCUAAGCCUGCUAUUUAUCCCAAAAAGGUUCCACCUCAGGUUCCCCAAAGAACAGUUCCAGUUGGUAUCCCAACAACAGGUCCAAAUGCACAGAUUAGACAGCCUAUGGCACCAAAUUACAAGCCACAUGUUCCUCCUCCUGUCCCUCCAAAGCCAUCCACAAUCCCUGCAGGCCUGACAUUCAGCCACAGACCAGGGGAGACAGUCAAGCCACCCAUAGCUCCAAAACCCAUGUCAAGUACCCAACCACUUUCUUCCAUUUAUUCUCCAGUAAGACCAAGCAUCCUCCCAACAAGCACUGAAGAUGGUGCUUUGAAUCUGAGUCCUGCAUCUGAGAUCAAAACAGGGCCUACAUCACCAAUAAAAACCCCUACAUCUCCUAGGUUUGGGAAGUCAUUAUAUGAUACUUAUGUGGUUAUUACCCUACCAUCCCAGCCUGGUUCACCCAUAGAAGGCGUGACAACCCAAGCCCAAAUAAGUUCUGGUCCCUUUUCACCUAGCAAACAGUCUCAUUUACAGUUUGAUUUUCAGUCACAACCACAAAUUCAACUGCCACCACAGCCAAAAACAAAUAGGGUGCCAUUAGCUUUCACAAAAAUAACAGAAUCCAUAGAAAAACAAGAAAUAUGUGAUCCAGAAAUGAUCAUUUCAAGCAUGAGUCAUGUCAUUGAGGCAAUUUCAGCUUCACAGCCCUCAUCAGUAAUUCCAAAUGUUGAUGUCCAGGUAGUAACUACUGAAGUCCAAAGAACAACAGUGUCUGUUGUGCAUGGAAAAACUCCUUCUCCAACUCCAAGAGCCUCUGGACCACCAGCAGUCACAGGAGAUAUAAAAUCCCAGCCAGUAGCUGUGCAGAAUGGACAUGCUUAUCAUUCUGGAGUGAUUGUUGAUCUGCGUGCUCCAAAGACAGAUGUAGAGAUAUAUGUGAAAGGUAUAGAUCUGUCAUCAUCAGAGUCACAACAGCAGUCCUUCCUGGCUGAUGGGAGGCAACAAAGUGCAGUCCAGUCAUCUGUAAUGAACCUGAGCACUGAUACUUCAUCAGUGGCUAUGGUAACUGACAGCAUGACCAUCCUCACUUGUACAGCUACUAUAGCAUAUGCCAACAAUAAUCUUUCUCAGGCUACUUCAAUGCCUCUACAACUAACGACAUCUAAAUCUUUUGAACCUGUGUCCCAAAUUAUUUAUCGUCCUGUUGAUUCUCAGCCAGAAAAACCAAUCAAUCUCUCCACAACUUUAGGCAAAACACAUUCUGUUCCUGUGACAACAGCCCCUACAAUUGCAAAUAAUGGUGUUAGCAUAAGUAUUCCACCUCAUCUGGAAACUUGUGUAUCUGGUGCAGUUGACCUCACGACUGUUAAGCCAGUACAGACUAUGGUGUCUGUAGAGGGGUCCUCUUCAGAGGUGGUUACAACACUGAUUACAGAGGAUGAUGGUAAGCCAGUAGACCUAACAGCAGGGCGACGGGCAGUGUGUUGUGAUGUAGUGUACAAGCUUCCCUUUGCUGGUAGUUGUGCCACUCAGCAACCCUCAGCUCCAUUGCCAGAGGAUCGUUUUGGCUACAGAGAUGACCACUACCAAUAUGAUCGCUCUCCCUAUGGCAUGAGAGGACUUGGUGGAAUCAAGCCCUCCAUGUCUGACACAAAUUUGGCAGAAGCUGGCCUCUUCCUGUACAAGAGUAAGAAUAGGUAUGACUACAACGGGGAAAUGGAGGGUGCUGUAGAUCUUACAUCUGGAAAAAUGUCUAUAGCAGGUGAAGCUGUGGACUACUCAAGCAAAGCUACAGGGGCAUUUACUGGAGUUACAAUCCCACAGUACUCCCAAGCCAGAAUAACAGCUGCUGUUGGAACUCACUUUGCAAGUUCUAGUGUUCUGAGAUCCUCAAAUGGUGUGGUUUACUCCUCUGUAGCAGCACCAGUUCCUUCCACAUAUGCUAUAACUACCCAACCUGGAUCUAUUUUCAGUACAACAUACAACUCCCUGUCAGGCAUGCAUACUAGUGACACAAUGCCAUCAUUAUCAAAUUUGCAAUAUCAACCCCUCACUAGAUCACACAGUUUCCUUUCCACUGUUGCUGUGACCACAGCAGAGGAGCAGGAUGACAUGCCUUUGAACCUGGAGAUAAGUGUUUCUAAGGAUAUUUUCUCCAGUGGUCGAACAGAGAUAGCACCAAAAAUAGCCACAGCAGCAUCACUGGAUUAUACAGAUGCCUCACUUGAGGCAAUUGCAGCAUCACUAGAAGCUCUCUCCUCACCCAUGAUUCCAGGUGAUGAAAAGUAUCAGAUGGAACGUGAGCUUCUUGAGCUGGAGAAGAUAAAACAGCAACGUCUUGCUGAGGAACUAGAAUGGGAGAGGCAAGAGAUCCAGCGCUUUCGGGAGCAGGAGCAACUUCUAGUUCAGAAAGAGCUAGAGGAGCUACAGUCCAUGAAGCAGCAGAUCCUGUGUCAACAAGAGGAAGAGAGGCAAGCGCACCUCAUGAUGCAAAAAGAGACAUAUGCUCAGCAACAGGAGCAGUUGGAACAGAUUCAGAGGCUCCAAGAGCAGCUGAGGCAGCAACUAGAGGAGCAAAAGUACAGACAAAUGUAUCCAGGUGAGAUCCAUGAGCAGACAUUUGGUUAUAUUGUGGGGACAGACAAAAAGAUGGACAGUGGUUGUCAGACUGAUGAAGAAGACAAUACAGAAAAGGCCUACUCUGCAGGAAGAAAAAAGAAGAAUGCCAAGAAGAGUGUAGAUAGUUGUGUACAAACAGAUGAUGAAGAUCAGGAUGAGUGGGAAGUUCCCACUCGUGGCAGACGUAGUAGGCCACGAGGUGGUAAAUACAGUACUGGUGAUAGUUGUGGAGUUUCAGUGCAGGCACUUACAGAAAUUUCUGUACAGACAGAUUCCUUAGGAACGCUUAGAGGACACACUGUGCAGACGGACACUAGAGUUGAUUUUCCAAACUCCGAUAGAACUUCCUCUCCUAAGAGACGCCCUACCCCUUUAGAAAUAAGCCAGUCGCCACACCUCAAAACGGAUAACUCCUGUCUACAGGUUUCUCCCAUUCCCCCCAAAUCCCCCAAAGUCCUUUAUUCACCAAUAUCUCCUUGUAUGUCCCCUAGUAAAUCCCUUGAAUUUGUUUCCUAUGAAAAAUCAAGUGGAGACAACAGCCCACAGAAAAUAUGUUCUGCAGAUCCAUCCAAAGUGGUUCCUGGUAGUCCAAGGGCAAAGGCCAUUCAGCGGUCACUGUCUGACCCAAAACCUAUGAGUCCUACUUCAGAAGAAAGAGCAACCAACUUCCAAUUUUCUGAGGGUUACUCUGGUAAAGGAUCUCCAAGUAGCACUCCCACGGGCACACAGAAGAAAGUAAAGCGAACCCUUCCUAACCCACCUUCAGAGGAGGAGGCUGCCAAUGCUGGCCAAACGGCAUACAGCACUGCCUCUGCCCGUCGCCGCCUUUGCCGAAGCUCAAACAUGGCAAGGGCAAAAAUCUUGCAGGAUAUUGACCGUGAACUGGAUCUGGUAGAACGGGAAUCUUCUAAGCUUCGUAAGAAACAGGCUGAAUUGGAUGAGGAAGAGAAAGAGAUUGAUGCUAAACUGCGCUAUCUGGAGAUGGGCAUCAACAGAAGGAAGGAUGCUUUGCUUAAGGAAAGAGAGAAGAGGGAAAGGGCAUAUCUGCAAAGCGUCGCAGAGGAUCGUGACUACAUGUCUGACAGUGAAGUGAGCAAUAUCCGAGAGACAAGAAGAAGUGAUGGUAGAGAGGAAGUGAGUGGACUUGGAAUUGAAAGACCUCACACUGCUCCACAAUCAGAACUAGAUGAGUUUGUUCCACCACAGACUAAAUAUGAGUAUGGAAAGUACUCUCAGUAUCAUUACCCACAGUAUCAGCAGUCCCUGUACCAGGCUCAACAGCCCUACCAGUCCCAAUCCAUCUACUCUUCUGUGCCCUCUCUCACUGCUUCACAGCAGCAGAGCUACCACCAGAUGCUGCUACUACAGCAAAAAGCGAGACAACAAGCUGCACUUUUGUCUGAACUAGAUGCCACCAAAGUGUCGACGAACUAUGAAAACUCAUCCUAUCUGGGAGGGAAAUAUGGCAAUCAUCUUGACCUGCAUGGCCUGGAAGAACGUGGAGGCAGCAUGGCAGGAAGUCCCAUGUCCAAUGUGUCUGCAGACUCUUUCUAUGCUGACUUAGAUCAACAUCACCAAACAUCCAGAAGUUAUCUGCUCCUAGAGGAUGCAACUGAGCUUACCAAGAGCACAUCUGGUCUCUCAUCCACCAAUUAUGGAAUUGCUGAGAGGGAACUGGCUAAAGCAGAGCGCCUGCUGAGAUGCACAGCAGCAGAUGUUGGCACUGAUUACCUUGGCAGCUCCUCAAGACUUCAUUCCUAUGGAAAGACUCAAGAUGAUGAAGACCCGAUGGAAGAACCAUAUGAGUUAAAGCUUCUAAAGCAGCAAUUGAAACAGGAGUUUAGGAGGAGCACUGGAGGGACUGAGAGCUUAGAACAGUUGGCUGGCCUCUCACAUCAGUAUACUACUAGCACAGGUGUAACUAGUGGUGGCUAUAGGGCUUUCCCCAAGACAGAGAAGUACAGCAUAAGUAGAUUAACCUUGGAGAAGCAGGCAGCCAAACAGCUUCCAACAUCUAUGCUCUACCAGAAACACAAAAGUACCAGCAGCAUUGGAAAAUACUCCAUCCAGGACAGUAGGGGUUUAGACACAGAUUAUAGUAGUUACUUGGGAUCUAGUGGUGCUUCACCAAGAUCAAGCAGAUUAUUACAGGAUGAGAUCACUUUUGGGCUUCGCAAGAACAUUGCAGAGCAGCAGAAGUACCUGGGAUCAACUCUAGGGGUCAAUUUGGCAGGUUCACUUAACUUAGGCCAGAGUCUGAACUUGAGUUCUGGGGUGAGGUCAUCUCUGGGAGAGGACUCUUCUUAUCCAAGUGGGAGCCGCUCCCGGCCCUCCUCUAGGCCUUCCUCUAUGUAUGGCCUGGAUCUGUCUAUCAAAAGGGACAUCUCUAGCUCCUCAUUGAGGCUCAAAUCAGAGGGUGACCCUUCCUCAGAGACUUCUGCCUAUCAGGCACCAUCAGGUAGGACAAAGCCUACCAGUUUGCCUAUUGGUCAGGGUGGUCGUGGGAGAAUCCCAAUUGUGGCACAAAACUCUGAGGAAGAGAGCCCACUGAGUCCGGUGGGUCAGCCGAUGGGUAUGGCACGGGCAUCUGCAGGUCCGCUCCCGCCUAUAUCCGCCGACUCCCGUGACCAGUUUGGGUCAUGUCUCUCUCUCCAGGAUCCCCAGCAGCAGCACCUCAGGGAGGACCCUACCAGAGGGCGCAACUAUAUGCUCAUAGAUGACCUGCAGGGCACAAUGUCUGAUAGUGAAGCACUAAGUGAAUCCCUGGUGGGUCUGAACAGAGAUGAUCCAGGAAACACACAUGAAAAUGUCACAGACGCAUACCAUCUCCGUCGGGAGGAGACUGACUGGUUUGACAAGCCACGAGAGGAUGGACAGGGCCUGGACAGGAGACAGGGAAAAUUUCAUUACCCAUUUUCCCAUGCAAGAAUAAAGCUACAAAGGGAUCCUAAAGACCGCAGUGUGUCAGGCAAUGGACUGGGCAUCCGUAUAAUCGGGGGUAAAGAGGUUCCAGGCAGUGAUGGGGAGAUCGGAGCUUACGUGGCCAAAGUCUUACCUGGGGGAGCAGCAGAACAGUCUGGAAAGAUUGUGGAAGGAAUGCAGGUCCUGGAGUGGAAUGGCAUCUCUUUGUCUAGUAAAACCUACGAGGAGGUUCAGGUAUUGGUCAGUCAGCAAUGUACAGAAGCAGAGCUCUGCAUCAGACUGGAUCUGAACAUGCUGUCAGACUCAGAGGGCUCCCACUUAGACCUUCAUGAACAGCACAAAGCAGAACGGCCACCGCGCUCUCCAGGGGUUGACCCAAAGCAACUAGCUGCAGAGCUGCAAAAGGUGUCUCAGCAGCAGGCGCCCAGCUCCACAGCCUCCUCUUUGACAGCUCUGGACAAAUCCUCAGCUUCGGGAGCUUCCAGCUCUGUGCCAAGCCCCGGACAGCCUGCUUCACCUUCCGUUAGCAAAAAACGCCACAGCAAGACAUCAGAAUCUGCAAAGACCCAGUCUCACCCGAUCACAGGAGAGAUCCAGCUUCAAAUAAAUUACGACAAGCAGCUGGGCAACCUCAUUGUUCAUGUUCUCCAAGCACGGAACCUGGCACCACGGGACAACAACGGCUACUCUGACCCCUUUGUUAAAGUCUACUUGCUGCCUGGAAGAGGUCAGGUCAUGGUUGUGCAGAAUGCCAGUGCCGAGAACAAAAGAAGAUCCAAACAUGCCCAGAAGAGCUUGAACCCUGAAUGGAAUCAAACUGUUAUCUACAAGAAUAUCCACCUGGAACAGCUGAGGAAGAAGACAUUAGAGGUCAGUGUAUGGGACUAUGACAAGUGUUCCUCCAAUGACUUCUUGGGAGAGGUGCUGAUAGACCUGUCCAACACUGCUCAGCUGGAUAACGUGCCACGCUGGCUGCCGCUGAAGGAGCAGUGUGAAGGAGAACACCAUCGGCGCUCACACUCAGGCCAGGGACGCCAACACUCGGCCAAAGUUUCCAGCGGGCACUCACCCAAAACAUCUGGGCACAGCAGUCAGGACUCACCUAAAUCCUCUGUCAUCAAGAGUCGCAGCCAUGGCAUCUUCCCUGAUCCUGCCAAGGAUACACAGGUUCCCACUAUUGAGAAAUCUCACAGUAGUCCCAGCACGUCGAAGCCGUCUCCCUCAGAGGGCCAAGCCCGCUCCCAUGGAACCCCGCGCUCUCACGGCAAAAGUGCCGCAUCCCGGGCACACCCUGAAGACGCCAUGGCAACAGCUGAAACUGCCAGUGAACAGCAUCGCCUCCAACCAACCCAAACUGGCUGCCUCUCCCUGAGGCAACAGAGGCACAGCGUAGCAGGUGUGCUCACCAUACAGAGAGCCCUGCCCGACACGCCGGGCAAUGAGAUCACUGACGGCCGUCACCUGACCCUCCGAAAAGCCAUGUCGGAAGAAAGGCCUCAGCGGGAUAGAGCGUCCCGCAGCCAUAGAUCUGCUGAUGCUCCUGUUACUGCAGCCUCAUUGGAUAGUGGUCUGAGUGGCAGCGCCUUCAGCCUAUUGGAAGAAGAAGAAGAGACUAAUGGAGUGGACAGCGCCAUCUUCCAGGUUCCAAGAUUCGGAAAGAUUCCAAAUGGCACUGACAUUGUGAAGUCAAUACAUGGAGACACAGAGGGUAAAACCCAGGUAAUGGGGGAGAUAAAGAUCGCUCUGAAGAAGGAGAUGAAGACUGAAGGAGAGAACCUGGUACUGGAGAUCCUUCAAUGCAGAAACAUCACGUACAAAUUUAAGACUCCUGACCACCUGCCAGACAUGUACGUGAAACUCUACGUGGUAAAUGUAGCCACUCAGAAGAGGAUCAUUAAGAAGAAAACUCGGGUGUGCCGUCACGACCGCGAGCCGUCCUUCAACGAAACUUUCCGUUUCUGCAUGAACCCCACUGGACAUUCCAUUCAGCUCUUCCUGGUAUCAAAUGGGGGCAAGUUUGUGAAGAAGACUCUAAUCGGUGAGGCCUACGUGUGGCUGGACAAAGUGGACCUGAGGAAGCGAGUGGUCAGCUGGCACAAGCUGCUGGCCACCACAGCUCAAAUCCAAUCCUAGAGGAAGCAGGACAGAGCACUGUAGUUUCACACACACACACACACACACACACACACACACACACACACACACUACAGGCUGAAGUAGAGACGUUAACACACUGAGAAUCUUAAUUCUAUAUGUUUGAGAGAUUAUUCUAACCUGCACUGGGGUGAGGUGGGGAUCAGGGAUCAGGAAGUGCGCUGCUUACGUAAGUGUGUCCUCGAUUUACAUUGACGCGCAUGGGGUUAAAGGUUAGCCUUAAACAGGGAGAUGAGCAAACCAGGAUAAAGGGUUGUGUAAGUGUAGAGCUGAUUUCCAUACAUCUGUACACACACACACACACACACACAUACACACACACAAACACAUACAAACAUAGUCUGCCACAAGGCUCCCUCACCUGUCUCUAUGUGCGUGUGUGUCUGUGUGUAUGUGCGCACAUAUUUGUUUCAACAUAAAUAGUCACCAGGCCACAAAAGAC
This is a messenger RNA of Ictalurus furcatus (blue catfish), 13396 nucleotides long. It is a transcript of the gene pcloa, whose product is annotated as piccolo presynaptic cytomatrix protein a. NCBI's taxonomy places the organism in Eukaryota, Metazoa, Chordata, Actinopteri, Siluriformes, Ictaluridae. The transcript has 28 exons. Gene Ontology annotation, biological process: presynaptic active zone assembly; protein localization to synapse. Gene Ontology annotation, molecular function: metal ion binding; protein binding; structural constituent of presynaptic active zone. Bases 307 to 12933 code for a protein of 4208 amino acids. The record is from RefSeq and is a predicted model, not a curated record. Gene Ontology annotation, cellular component: axon; membrane; GABA-ergic synapse.